Messenger RNA from Acanthosepion pharaonis, 777 nucleotides. The record is from the annotation of a GenBank genome assembly. NCBI's taxonomy places the organism in Eukaryota, Metazoa, Mollusca, Cephalopoda, Sepiida, Sepiidae.
AUGGAAAUACAAGAGAGUGCACUUCCGGAGACUGUCACUCUGGGAAAACACGUCUCUCUCUCUCUCUCUCUCUCUCUCUCUCUCUCUCUCUCUCUCUCUCUCUCCUUCCCAGUGUAUUUAUGUAGGCAGAGGCCCAAUCUUUCUUUCUUUCUUUCUUUCUUUCUUUCUUUCUUUCUUUCUUGUUUUAUUUCUGACUCUUUUUCUUUCUUCCUUUUCUAUUUUAAUUCUUCCUUUCUUAUUCUUUUUUUUUCUUUCUUUUCCCCAUUUUUCUUUUCUUUCUUUUCUUUCUUUCUUCUUUCCUUUUUAUUUUUCUUUCCUUCCCUCUUUCUUCUUCCUUCCUUAAUAAUAUUCCUUCAUUUCCUUCCUCCUUUCUUUCCUUUCUUUCUUAUUAAUCCUAGACUUCCUAAUUUAUUCUUCCUUCCUUUCUUUCUUUCUUCAUGGCUUUCUUUCUUUUUUAUUAAUCCUUUCUUUCUUCUUUCUCCUUCUUUCUUUUUUUCUUUCUUUUCUUUCUUGUUCUUUAUUUUUCUUUAUUCUUUCUUUCUUCCUUCCUUCCUUCCUUUCUUUUUUCCUUUCUUCUUCCUUUCUUUCCUUUUUUUCCUUUCAUUAUUUCUUAUCCUUCUUUCUUUCUUUUUUUUCUUCCUUUCUUCCUUUUUUUUCUUUCAUUUUCUUCCUUUUUUUCUUUUUCUUUCUUUUUUUUCUUUUCUUUCUUUCUUUUUCUUUUUUCUUUUUUUUUUUUCUUUAUAUUGGUUUCAUCUUUCUUUUUUUUUCCUUUUUUAA